GGCGGCAUGAAGACGAGCCGCCGCGGCCGAGCGCUCCUGGCCGUGGCCCUGAACCUGCUGGCGCUGCUCUUCGCUACCACCGCCUUCCUCACCACGCACUGGUGCCAGGGCACGCAGCGGGUCCCCAAGCCCGGCUGCGGCCAGGGCGGGCGCGCCAACUGCCCCAACUCGGGCGCCAACGCCACGGCCAACGGCACCGCCGCCCCCGCCGCCGCCGCCGCCGCCGCCGCCGCCGCGGGGAACGGCCCCCCUGGCGGCGCGCUCUACAGCUGGGAGACGGGCGACGACCGCUUCCUCUUCAGGAAUUUCCACACCGGCAUCUGGUACUCGUGCGAGGAGGAGCUCGGCGGGCUCGGUGAAACAUGUCGCAGCUUCAUUGACCUGGCCCCAGCAUCGGAGAAGGGGGUCCUGUGGCUGUCGGUGGUGUCCGAGGUGCUGUACAUCCUCCUGCUGGUGGUCGGCUUCAGCCUCAUGUGUCUCGAGCUCUUCCACUCCAGCAAUGUCAUCGACGGGCUCAAGCUCAACGCCUUCGCAGCUGUCUUCACGGUGCUGUCCGGCCUCCUGGGAAUGGUCGCCCACAUGAUGUACACACAGGUGUUCCAGGUCACCGUGAGCCUCGGCCCUGAAGACUGGAGACCCCACUCCUGGGACUACGGAUGGUCCUUCUGCCUGGCGUGGGGGUCCUUUACCUGCUGCAUGGCAGCCUCCGUCACCACACUCAACUCCUACACCAAGACGGUCAUUGAGUUCCGGCACAAGCGCAAGGUCUUUGAGCAGGGCCACCGGGAGGAGCCAACCUUCAUAGACCCUGAGGCCAUCAAGUACUUCCGGGAGAGGCUCGAGAAGGGGGAUGGGCUCGAGGAAGAGGACCUUCACUUAGAUUGUCGCCACGAGAGACACCCUGCCCGACACCACCCACACAUGGGAGAUUCCUGGCCGCGGAGCUCCGCUCACGAGAUGCCGGAGCUGAACCGUCAGUGCUGGGUCCUGGGGCACUGGGUGUGACCGAGACCCAGCCUGGCCCCCGGACCUCAGGCGGUCGUCGGAACCGGCCCCCUGCCAGAAGGCCACCGGUCUGGCGCCCCUGGAGACCCGGCCCGUGUGCUGUGAACUGAUCCGGCCUGUGUGGGAGACGCAGGCCUGCCCUUCCCACCGCUGUCCGGGGCUCAGGGCCCUGGCAAUGGAGCCGGGGUGGCCCGAGGGAAUGCGCAGGGCUGCGCACGGUGACUCUGGGACAGCAGCUCCUGACCCUUGCUGCCGUCACAUGCGGCGCCCUGUUUGGUGCAGCUGGGACGCCAGGAGAGGCAAGGUCAUCGGCCACUGAGGGCCGGACAGGAAGUUCAGGAGGGGCCCUGCGGUCACGAGGCAGGGAGUGGGUGGGGCCUCCCGGCGCUGGCUCCGCAGGGGGGGAGGGGGUCACACAGCAGGCACAUGGCAGGGCCACAAUAAAUGCUUGUUGAACCUGUCGUCUUGCUGUGUGUGGAGGCCAGUUGCUCUCUGGGCUGUGGCUGCCCCCCGUGGCCCCACCCUGUCGGGUCCUCAAGGAACCUGAAGGUGAGAUGGCCUGAGUGUGCUGGGGUCAGGGCCAGACACUGAGGUUCGGGAAGGAAGGAGAGCAGAGUGUAGCUGGGUCUAGGGGGUUG
Messenger RNA from Lynx canadensis (Canada lynx), 1643 nucleotides. RefSeq names its product GSG1 like (gene GSG1L). Gene Ontology annotation, cellular component: plasma membrane. NCBI's taxonomy places the organism in Eukaryota, Metazoa, Chordata, Mammalia, Carnivora, Felidae. Bases 7 to 1005 code for a protein of 332 amino acids. The transcript has 7 exons. The record is from RefSeq and is a predicted model, not a curated record.